This is a messenger RNA of Cariama cristata (Red-legged seriema), 1062 nucleotides long. RefSeq names its product polypeptide N-acetylgalactosaminyltransferase 9. The transcript is spliced from 6 exons. The record is from RefSeq and is a predicted model, not a curated record. Gene Ontology annotation, cellular component: Golgi apparatus. The annotation marks the transcript as partial. NCBI's taxonomy places the organism in Eukaryota, Metazoa, Chordata, Aves, Cariamiformes, Cariamidae.
AUCAAAACUUUGUUGACGGUGAACAUCUUGGUCUUCGUGGGCAUCAUCCUCUUCUCCGUCUACUGCAGGAUCCAGGACCGCUCCCAGGAGCUGGUGCAGAUCGUCCGGAGCGCGGACCGCCGGGCCAGGAGCCGCGGCGCCAAGGUGGGCAGCCUGGCCGACAGAGAGUCCAUCCUGCAGCGCCUGGACCACCUGGAGGAAGUGGUCUACAACCAGCUAAAUGGUCUGGCAAAGCCUAUGGGAUUAGUUGAAGGUCCAGGAGGCUUGGGCCAGGGGGGAAUGGCUGCUACCCUGAGAGACGAUAGCCAUGAAUCAGAGACUAAGUAUGAAGAAUAUGGUUACAAUGCCCAACUCAGUGACAGGAUAUCACUGGACAGGUCCAUCCCUGACUACAGACCAAAAAAGUGCAAACAGAUGACCUACCCAGAUGACCUGCCCCAGAUCUCUGUGGUCUUUAUAUUUGUAAACGAGGCACUCUCUGUCAUCCUGCGCUCUGUGCACAGCGUUGUGAAUCACACCCCAUCCCACUUGCUCAAGGAGAUCAUUCUGGUGGAUGACAACAGUGACAAUGUUGAGCUAAAAUUUAAUCUGGACCAGUAUGUCAAUAAAAGAUACCCAGGUCUGGUGAAAAUCGUGCGCAAUAACAAACGAGAAGGACUGAUUCGAGCCAGAAUCCAAGGCUGGAAAGCAGCAACCUCUCCUGUUGUUGGGUUCUUUGAUGCUCACGUUGAGUUCAACAUUGGCUGGGUGGAACCUGCACUUACCCGGAUCAAAGAAGAUCGAAAGCGGAUCAUCUUACCAGCAAUUGACAACAUCAAGUACAAUACUUUUGAAGUGCAGCAAUAUGCCAAUGCAGCCCACGGCUAUAACUGGGGCCUCUGGUGCAUGUACAUAAUCCCACCACAGGACUGGCUCGAUAAAGGGGAUGAGUCAGCUCCUAUCAGGACACCAGCCAUGAUUGGAUGCUCGUUUGUAGUGGACCGAGAGUAUUUUGGUGAGAUUGGCUUGCUUGACCCUGGUAUGGAGGUCUAUGGAGGAGAAAACAUUGAAUUAGGCAUGAGG